Cyclopterus lumpus (lumpfish) is the source of this 961-nucleotide messenger RNA. Its product is annotated as galanin receptor type 1. Gene Ontology annotation, cellular component: membrane. NCBI's taxonomy places the organism in Eukaryota, Metazoa, Chordata, Actinopteri, Perciformes, Cyclopteridae. Gene Ontology annotation, molecular function: G protein-coupled receptor activity. The record is from RefSeq and is a predicted model, not a curated record. Gene Ontology annotation, biological process: G protein-coupled receptor signaling pathway.
GUGAACCUGUAAGUCCAGUGAGUGAGUGGUUUAAUGGGACUGUGUUCAUGGAACGUCCAUGGCCAGAGGCAGAGAAGUGGCUGCUGGUGGUUGUGUUGGGACUGGAGAUGGUCAUGGGAGUUGUGGGAAACUGUCUUGUUCUGCUGGUCAAGGUCAAGUGCAGGGGUCAGUUCUGCUGUCGUUAUUGGCUUCCUUUCUUCAGCCUCACCAUGUCAGAUUUAGGCUGCUCCCUCCUCAUCAUCUGCGGCUCUCUCUUGGCCAUGCUGACAGGAGGUCAGAGGUCACCAUGGUGUGAGGUCGUCAGCCUGCUCAAGUUUGCCUUCAUCACCUCUUCCAUCGGGAGCAUAGCUAUCCUCUGCGUGCAACAGCUGUUUGGCAUGGCCUCCACAAGAAGUCCUCUCUUUGUUGUCAUGGUAACAGCCUGCUUGGCUUCUUGGGUGACAGGGGUGGUGUUUGGAGUGUCCCCUGUUGUCUACGACUGGAUCAGGUACGACCCUGCAGAGAUGCUGUGUGCUGUCUUUUGGGAGAACAGCUAUUCAGAUAUGUUGGUUUACAUUCUCUGCGCUUUCUCCAUCGGUAUCUUCCUCCCCUUCAUCCUCAUUGUCUUCUGCUCUCUACUGAGUGCCACUGGCUGCUGCUGGAGCUGCAACAGUGAUGAUGAAGCAGAUCUGUCUACAGUCAGUCCUCUGCUGGUUGCCUCCUACAUGCUCUGCUACACCCCCUUUGUUGCGUCUGAGCUGAUCCUGCUGGGUAGGAUGGACCUGUCCCCGGCACCUGAUUGGUUAAGGACACUGUCAUCAGUGAUGUCAUACCUGGACUGUAGUCUGAACCCUCUUAUUUACUGCUCCAAUCAGAACUUCCGGGAGGCGGGCCUAGCCAUGCUAUGGACCAGAAGCAAACAAUUGGCAGAGCCAGUCCUCACUUCUAUCACUAGACAUGACGUGUAAACAUGUGAGGGGUU